Messenger RNA from Paramecium tetraurelia, 2325 nucleotides. RefSeq lists its product as uncharacterized. Gene Ontology annotation, biological process: regulatory ncRNA-mediated gene silencing. Gene Ontology annotation, molecular function: protein binding; piRNA binding. The transcript has a single exon. NCBI's taxonomy places the organism in Eukaryota, Ciliophora, Oligohymenophorea, Peniculida, Parameciidae. Gene Ontology annotation, cellular component: P granule. The record is from RefSeq and is a predicted model, not a curated record.
AUGCAAUAGAAAACAAAUACAAUUUGUUAAUUACCCUUAAGGCCGUAAAGAAGAGCAAAUCUAGACAAAGAUUUUAGGAUUAAGACUGUUGAGUCUAAUCAUUUUGAACUUUAAUUUUUAAAGGACGUGAUACUUCAUAUUUACAGUUUUGCAAUCUAACCUGAACCUCCUUUGGAUUCAGAAAAGGAAAUUAGAAAAUAAUUUAAUGAAUUUAAAGAUGAAAUUCAAAAGGAAGGAAUUAAAAGGUAUUGUAUCACAGGAAUGAAUCUUUGGAGCUAUGAAUUGAGAAAGAAUGCCAUUCAUUUAGAAAAAGUUAUGAAUAAAGAAAAGAAGAUGAUACUCGACAUCAAAUAUGUUAAAACAAUUAAUUUAAAAGAGAUGGCCUAGUUUGAUGAUUAAUCAUCAAUAAAUGUAACCAAAUAAGCUAUCAAUGCUAUACUUAAGUAGCUUUAUGAAUCUAGAAACAUGAAAGAGUUGUUUGGAAAAGGUAAAUUUUAUGAAUCCAAAAUGAAUGAAGAAAAAAACCUCUAAAAAAAUUACAAUAUUGGCUACAUGAAAGGUUUCAGGAGUGCAUUUUGCAGCGGACAAUCAUCUCCUCUACUUUAAAUAGAUUAUAGCGUAAAGUUAAUCAAUACAUAUCCCAUAUCUAGAAUAAUUUCAGAUAUGGAAUGGAACUAUGAUAAACAUGAAUUAUAACUACAAAUAAGAAAAAAAUUAAUUGGAUAAUCUGGGCUUGCUAAAUAUUCGAAUCGAUUCUAUAGAAUUGAUGAUAUAGAUUUUUCUAGAAAUCCAUAAUCCAUGAUGGAAGAUGGAAAAACUACAUACCGUUUAUAUUAUUAAUAAAGAUACAAUAUUACUAUAAAUGAUAUAUCCUAACCUUUAUUGGUCCAUCAGACUAAAAAGGGAUAAAAAAUAAGAUUGAUUCCUGAAUUAAUGAUGUUAACUGGAUUAUCAUAAGCACAAAAAACUAAUACUAACAUCAAAAAAUUCCUUAGGCCUAUAUUAAUUGUGAAUUAAAACGAAAGAUAAUAAAGGAUUAUGGAUGAGAGAGGUGAAUUAGAGUAUUUGAUGAAGUAAUAAAAUAUAGUUCUCAAAUCUAAUUCUAAAACAUAAGCCUAUGAAAUAAGGAAGCCAGAAAUAUAUGCUGAAGGAAUAAUAAAUAGUUUUCCUGGUGGAUGCUUUGAGAUAAAAAAUAAAUUUUAUUAAUAAAGUAAAUUAGAAAAUUGGGUUUUAAUAUAUAAUGAUUAAGAAGAACAGUUGGCAAAUUAUUUUUUAAGAUAACUAAUAUCAAGUGGAAAUCGUUAUGGAUUAAUCUUAUCACAACCUCUUCGUUAAAAGGUUAAAAGUGAUCAAAGCUAAGAUUGGAUAUCAUGCCUUGAAUAAAAUUUUUCAGAGAAAGGAAGGCCAAAAUUGGUAGUUUCAUUAAUAGAUCAAGAAAAAGAUAAAUAGAUUUAUCAACAAUUAAAAUAGUAUUUAAUUGCUGAGGAAGGCGUAUCUCAUCAAAAUGUCACUCUAUAAUUGAUUGAAAAUUAAAAAUUUGGUGCAAUAGUUCCUAAAAUAAUCCAAUAAAUACAUAGCAAAUUAGGAAAUUAAACGUGGAAUAUAUAAAAGAUAUAAGAGAUCUCAGAUAAUAUUAUGAUUGUUGGAAUUGAUGUUUAUCAUAAAACAGUUUUAGGAUUGGAUUCUUGCGUUGGAUUCAAUGCUUAAUUUGGAUAGUAAGGUUAUGCUAAUUUCACUAAAACUAUAAUUGUAAGAAAAGGAAAAGAAAUCAAUAAAGAUGUAGCUAUGUUACUAGAACAAAGUUUAGAAGAAUAUUAGAAUUAUAAUAAAAAAUUACCUGAUACAAUUAUAAUUUUUAGAGAUGGAGUAGGGACUUCAUAGAUAAAUAGAUUAUAUUAAGAGGAGGUAGAAACUAUGAAAGAGAUUAUUAAUAAUAAAUAUAAUUUAAAAUUACCAGAAUUUGCAUUUAUAAUGGUGAAUAAGAGAAUAAAUGAUAGGUUCUUUUCAUAAUCAAAAGAGAAUUUUGGAAUGAUUGUUGCAGAUAGAGUUGUCUCUUCUCAUUUUGAUUAUUUCUUGAUUGCAUAAUAAGUUAAUUAAGGAACAGCAACUCCUACACAUUAUACAGUUUUGGAAAAUUCAACUAAAUGGAAUGAAGAUUUAUUUUGGAAAUUCACAUUUUAUCAAUGUUUCAAUUACAGAAACUGGUGUGGACCAGUUAAAAUACCAGCUUGUGUUCAGAACGCCCAUACUGCUGCGUAUAGAGUUGGCGAGGUUAUCAAAACCAACGCAAGUUAUUAUUUGGAAACGAAAUUAUUUUUCUUAUGA